Messenger RNA from Ostrea edulis (European flat oyster), 7880 nucleotides. Its product is annotated as vascular endothelial growth factor receptor 1-like. Bases 73 to 4479 code for a protein of 1468 amino acids. Gene Ontology annotation, cellular component: signaling receptor complex. NCBI's taxonomy places the organism in Eukaryota, Metazoa, Mollusca, Bivalvia, Ostreida, Ostreidae. Gene Ontology annotation, biological process: protein phosphorylation; positive regulation of kinase activity; multicellular organism development. The transcript has 27 exons. Gene Ontology annotation, molecular function: transmembrane receptor protein tyrosine kinase activity; ATP binding; calcium ion binding. The record is from RefSeq and is a predicted model, not a curated record.
GUAGUGAUUAGUGUUGUACUCAAGUAUUGGAGAUGACGGUUACUGUGAUUUUUAUUGCGGGAUAAUUUAUUAAUGGAGAGAAUUUUGGAGGCUAGCUGUGUGAUUUUAGUGGUUCUAGGGGUCGUUUGGUCUCAAUCAGUUUCAGUGGAGGAUACUGAUUGCUCGAAAAGACCUUGUCACAAUAAUGGUGUGUGUGAUGAUAUCCAUGGGAACUUCACCUGUGUAUGCCCCCCGCAAUGGAGUGGGCAUUUCUGUGAAUUAGACACAAAUGAGUGCCUGAAGUCUCCAUGUGUACAUGAUGGGACCUGUACGAACACUCAUGGGGAUUACCAUUGUACCUGUAGCCCCAUCUGGGUCGGGAAGAAUUGCUCAGAGUUUAAACGAACAAUAUCCACAAACCCAAAGCCCACCAUGGAGAUUUAUCCGGCGAAAGAGAACAACACAGAAUUUGGAAACAGCACCAUAUAUACCAGCACCGGUGAUGUGGUCCUUAACACUGGCGAAAACUUCACCAUAGAGUGCUUCGGGGACUAUCCCAUCAAACUUAUCAUACAACGUGGCAGGAAUCAUGCUGAGGAUCCAAAUUUCAUGGGUAUGAACGUUUUGUCCCGUCCAAUUUCGGACACCUCCCAAAUGCCACGUCCCUUUGGAGCGAUAUUUCUCAUCAGUAACCCGGACUACAAGUACACAGGGGAGUAUUUCUGUCAGUAUCGUGACAACAAUAUCCACACCAGCAAAUACAUUUAUGUCAGAGAUGACAACAAUUUGCUGUUGGCAGAACAAAAAGCAUACCCAUUACUUCUAAAUACGUAUUCAUUCGUUCCAUUGACGAUACCCUGCAAUGUUUCUGACCCCAAGGCCAAGGUCAGGCUGCUACAGGCUGGGGCAAUUGAGGUUCCAGCUGAGGAAAACGCGAUCACAUAUGAUCCAAAGACGGGUUUCUUUGUCGAGUUUCCAAAUUUCAAGUUGGUUGGGAUGUUUCAGUGUGAGGCCACCAAGAACGAGAUUAAGGAUUUUCUCAAUGUUUAUAUUAUGUAUAAAGGUGAUAAUGCCCCACCUAGCCCUAUUCUCCUGCCCCCUGGAGACUUGGAGUUUGUUAAUGGGGAGGAUUUUGAACUCCGAUGUCAGGUUGAGGUAUCCAAGGAUGCAACAGUUACCAUGGAGUGGAGUUAUCAGUCGAAUGAGAACAGUGUCACUCUUCCUAUAAGUGCCUUAAUGCGAUCAGAUAGAGUCCGAGCUACUUCUGCCCAAAGGGAGGGAACCUACCAGGGAAAACAAAAGAAAUACGAUAUGUACUUCUCAAAUCUGACGGUGAUGAAUGGUCAGAAAAUGGACGAGGGCAUCUACACCUGUAAUGUCACUGUGGGCUUCGGACAACACAAGGCUGUGUCAAAAAAAGUCAUCCUCGUCGAUUCAGGGCACUUACAAAUACAGAAAUGUAUGAUUGGGACAACACCUGUGAAUCUGGCUAGUGACUGGAAGGUGUAUGUUGACAAAAAUAAAUUAGGAGUCCAGAUCUCUUGUCUGAUUAAGGCACAUCCCCACCCCCAGGUCACAUGGUAUUUCCGGGGAAAGGAAUUCAGCAAAUUGCAAGACCCAGUUCUGCGUUUGCAGUUCCAUCCAACCAAUCUAAAUGUAACAAGAACGCAGAUCAAUGCUUCGCUGACCAUUGAGAAGCCACGAGAGAAGCACGUGGGAUUGUAUGAAAUGGUCGUCCGGACAGGAAAUAUGACAGACUAUGCCAAAUUUGAACUUGUUUAUCAGUAUCCGCCUGAGGUAACAUUGAAAGGCCUACACAAAGAGACUGCCUACUACCUCCCUAACAGGCCCUACAAGAUAUGGGCAGAAGUGUCAGCAGUGCCCCCUGUGGACUCCAAGGUCUGGCUCUGGCAACCAUGCCAGGUGCCCCCUAAGUGCUCAAAGGUCAGGGAUCUCUGGGAGAAUUUCACAACGGAGGAUCAUUUACAAUUCCAAGAGUCUGGACACCUGAAAUAUCAUGCUGAAAACUCUAAAGGAUCAGGGAUGAAGGAAACCCUGAUUAAAGUUGCAGAUUAUGAGACUGGAUUAGGUAUGUUUGUACGUGACGAUCAAACGAAGAUUACAGAAACAUUUCCUCUGCAUAUUACAUGUACAGCAACACGAUGGGAGUACUUGGAUGUCAAGGUUGUCUUCCAGAGAGAUGGCAAGGGAUGGACUGACAUAGUCAUGAAAAAUGGAACCACACUAUUAUCUAAAAGUUCCAAUUUAUCGUAUAUUUCUGAGCUGCUGAUAGAAGACAUUUCCAGAGAGGAUGCUGGAUUUUACAGCUGUCGAGCCACGUACAUCAACUCAACACAGAAACACCUCAAAGACAAAAGAGAAAUCGAGGUUAUCGCUCUCCAAAAACCUGUAUUUGUCAAGAUCAGCCACAGUGACAGUCAGGUGGAAACAAACAGUGGUCACUCUUAUGUCUUGACCGACUGCAGUGCCAAGGGAGAACCAGCGCCCUCUAUACAGUGGUUCAAGGAUGGACAACUCCUGAAUCUCAACAAUAACUCAUUGGGUCUGAGUUUGUCUGCUGACAACACGAGCUUGAUAAUUAACCAGACGAGUGAGGAGCAUUCUGGGAUAUAUGUCUGUGUGGUGGAGAAUAUGGUGGGUGCCAUAUACAGGAACUGGACACUCAGAAUCAACACAUACUCAUCGUCUGCCAGGAGUGUAGAGUCUACAGUAGAACAAACCACCAUUGUCGCUGUUAGCAUCGCAGCUUGCAUCAUCAUUGUCAUAGUGAUAGGAAUUGCUGUCAUCUGUUAUCGACGGCGAUCAAACGCCCUGCACAAGGAACUUGAGCACCAACUUAUCCAACCCAACGGUGACUACAACCCAGACCUUCCCAUUGACGAACAAACCGGAUGUAUCCCCUACGAUCCCAAAUGGGAAUUCCCCAAAAAACGGCUCAGACAAGGCAUGGUAUUGGGACAAGGAGCUUUUGGCCGAGUCAUCAAGGCCGAGGCCAUUGGAAUUCAGGAACAUGAAGAUGUCACCGUAGUAGCUGUUAAAAUGGUCAAAGACUGUACCGACAGAGAUCAGAUGAUGGCGUUACUCUCGGAAUUAAAGAUCCUCAUUCAUGUGGGCCAACACCUCAACAUUGUUAAUUUACUGGGAGCAGUCACCAAAGACAUCAGAUACGGUGAGAUGUAUGUAAUUGUGGAAUACUGUCAUUUUGGAAACCUUCGAUCGUACCUACUGAAGCAUAAAGAAGAAUUCCGUGAUGUAAUGGAAGACUACAUGGAUCCCGCUCAGGAGAAGAAACGUGAAGCUGCCCGUGAAGCCGCAGCCAAUAAACCAUACUACAUGAACAAGGCUCAGAUUGAAAAUACUGCUGAUCUAGUGGGGCCCCCUCUGACCACGAAAAACCUCAUCUGCUGGUCAUUCCAGGUAGCGCGGGGCAUGGAGUACCUGGCCUCCAAAAAGUAUAUACACAGAGAUUUGGCAGCCAGAAAUGUUCUUUUAGCAGAGGACAACAUUGUUAAAAUCUGUGAUUUUGGAUUGGCUAAAGAUCUGUAUAGAAACCCUGAGUAUCAUAAGAAAACAGAUGGUCCAGUUCCUGUGAAAUGGAUGGCCAUCGAGUCUCUGACCCACAGACUGUAUACGACAAAAAGCGAUGUGUGGUCGUAUGGAAUAUUCCUGUGGGAGUUGUUUUCUCUGGGUGGCAGUCCGUAUCCUGGAGUGGAAAUUAACGAGAAGUUUAUCGGGCUCCUACAGGACGGGUACAGGAUGGAGAAACCUCGAUAUGCUUCUGAUGAAAUGUACAAGGUAUUACAGGCGACAUGGAGGGACGAUCCAGAGGACAGGCCUACUUUUACACAGCUCGCCUCCAUCAUGGGCGACUUCCUGGAAGAAAAUGUUAAACAGUAUUACUUGGAUCUUAGCGAGCCGUAUCUGAAGAUGGUGGAUUUAGAGGGUGGAGCUUGUGGAGGGCCCGACACCGAGGGCUAUCUCAAAAUGAGUGACAGAGACAAAACUGCCGACUACCUUAAAAUGGGACUGGCCCCUCCCCCUCCGGUGGACCAAGAGGAGCAUGAUGAGAAUGUGUCUUACGUGAAUGAGAAGAAGUGGAAAAAAAAGAAAGAGAAAGCGGAUUCGAUGGAACUACAGCCGCUGACAAAAGCCAUGGAGGCUGAAGAGGAUGUGCAGCUCCGAGUAAAGGAUCGUGAAAAUUCCCCCGCAAACAUAAACAUGCGGGUGGAUGUUCACAGAAGUGAUGACACAGACAGCGGACAUUCCAGCACGUAUGCCCCCGGUACACCUCCCGACAUCGGGAAUGACGGUUACCUUGUACCUAGUAAAAUGGGACCAGAUCAGACUCAGAUUUUUGUGUCAAACAACAAAUCUAGUCCUCCUAAGAACAAGUCAAAGUGCAGCGAGUUCACGAAGGAUUAUCACGAUCCUCCACCUACUUACUCGACAGUACUACAGGACAGCGACAUCGAUGUGUAAUGAUGUUACGUCUUCAUCUUGUGUUCAGUGAAUCAUGUUUAUCAGGUUGCGAGAGGUUUUAUUCACACAUGUUGUAAUAUUGCUCGAGGCCUUGUACUGUGUGUUAACUUUUCCUGUGUUUAUUACAGCCGAGAGAAAGAAGGUAAAGAUAACCAAUACCUUUCUUUCCUUCCAAAGAGUAUUCAAAAGAAAUCAAAGGUUAUCUCCCUUGAAUUAUAUGGUUGGGAUCUGUGCCUGAAUACAUGUACAUUGUAUUUAUAAAAAUCAUGCAUCCUCCAUUUUGACAAAAUGUAAGACAACUUUUCAACUUAUAUGUCUGAUUGAAAACGGUAGUUAAUGUGUAUCAAAAGUAGUAAUUAAGAUUAACAUUUUACAUAUCUGCAAUUGUGUCGAGGCAAGGCAUUUUGCUUUAUGGCAUUACACAGGUUUUUAGUUAGAGUUGCCAAUUUUGUUCACAGCAUUAUAUUUUACAGUGUAACACUGUGUGUGUCCGUGGUUUUAUAAUUAGAUUCUACUCUCAUGUUUUAUUGUGAGAACAUGUUGCUGUAAGAAAUGUUUUGUGUUUACAUGUUAUAAUGGGUCCACCAAUAACCCAGAAGUAUUCAGAAAAAAACCCUCAUCAUUCAUUGGUGCAUGGUAGAACACAUAUGGGUAUUUUCCCUGACAUUUGUUAAGGUUAGUCUGCAUUGUUAAUUGUUCAAUUCAAUUACAUAAAUCAAGAACUUGAAAAAACUCAGAUUAAUGUUAAUUGUUCAAUUCAAUUACAUAAAUCAAGAACUUGAAAAAACUCAGCUUAAUGUUAAUUGUUCAAUUCAAUUGCAUAUAUCAGGAAGUUGAAAAGACUCAGAUUAAUGUUAAUUGUUCAAUUCAAUUGCAUAUAUCAGGAAGUUGAAAAGACUCAGAUUAAUGUUAAUUGUUCAAUUCAAUUACGUAAAUCAGGAAGUUAAAAAUACUUUGCUUAAUGUUAAUUGUUCAAUUCAAUUACAUAAAUCAGGAAGUUGAAAAGUCUCAUCUUUCAAUUACAAAAAUCAGGAAGUUGAAAAGACUCAGCUCAAUUUCAUCAUAAGAAAGCAGAUCUUAUAGCAUGUGCCUUUUGGAAACAAAUUGACUGUUGAUAUAGAAAAUGCUCAUAUAUGUUUUUUUAAUAUGGUUUAUAGAGAUUUUUAAUUUUUUUUUCUGAGAUUUGUAAAUGGUGUAUUGAAGGUUGUUCAAUGGUAAGGUAGUUUUUAGUUCACCUGCACCCGAGUACCAGCUGUUUUCUAUUGUCUUUCCAUCUGUCUGUGUGUAUUUCACACGGUGACGGGUCACAUUUUCAACUUCUUCCUGUGAAGGUCAUGGUGUUACAAAUCACUGGAUAUUUCUGGCCUGGAGACUAUAAUUCGUAUUAGGUAUAUUUUCCAUCAGUAGGGACUAUCAUCCAUAAUUUAUUGAAUUAAAUUUUUAACACCAGGCAACAGAUUGACUGGUGGAGAGUAUUGAAGGGUUCAGCACUAAGAGAUUUCAACCAAAUAAUUUUCUAUGGGCCUCAUGCUCAACUGUUAGGAUUUUUAUGAUGAACUUAGAUUUUAACCAAGUAAUUUUCUAUGGGCCUCAUGCUCAUUUGUUAGGAUUUUUAUUAUGAACUUAUUUGACAGGAGACUUAAUUUCUUAUCUCUUCUGAUAAAUUCAAAACUAUUUAUGCACCACUUAUGAGUAGAGCAGAUCUAACAUCUAACCCUAACUGGAUUGAAUAAAGUUGGACAUUUUUACAGUCACACAGCAAUCAGCUGUAAUUGUCUCUGAGCAUGCAGGGUUCUUCCUAUACAACCCGUUAACAGUAUUUUUGAAUCUCUAUUUUUUUUUGCUCAUCCUUACUUCAACAAUAACCGAAAGAGACUGAAUUGUAGAUCUUAGUUUAGAUUGGACGUAUUUUGUACAGUGAUGUUUGAUGACAAAUGUAUUAGAUGUAGAUCUUACUUCUCUCCAAGUCUUCUACAAAACGACCAAACAUUUCUACAAUUUAACAUGCUUUGUAUUCUCAGAACAAAGCAGUUUUAACAUACAGUAUUUUUAUCCGUUUUAUAUUGAUUAUGCCUUCCAAAGCUUUGUGUGUCUGUGUUUUUACAUAUGCUGUAGAACUUCACUGAUCUCUGAGAGAUUUUUAAAAAACUUUUAUUAUGACUGUUGUAAUGGCAGUUUGUAUGAAUGACACCAGCAUUGCCAUUCGUAGAUUUUUUUAAAAAUGUUAUCUUUACUAGGAAUGAUAGGAAACAGCUGCUGUGCAAUAAUUCCUAUGGUUUAUAAAUCUUUGGAAAAUUAUACAAGACAAUUUUUUUUAUUAGAUUAUCUCCCCCCCCCAGUAUUUUUAAAGUAGCAGUCCAUUUAAGAAUCAGGCAAUAUUAGAAAUAAGCGAGUUACCUUAAAUGAACCUAUAAAUGAAUUUUAAAAUAUUACAAGUGUACGACACAAUGUGAUAACAACAUUUAUAUAAUACUAGCAUGAUGAUUGAUGGAGCUUACUUUUUGUACACACACUGUUUGUAUUGGAAAAUUGGUUUUCUCUGUCCUCUUUGUAUUAUAUUGUCUUCAUGUAAGGAAUGUACAUUAUAAACUACAAUUAGAAUUGCAAUACUUGAGCUUUGGGAACAAUCAAAAUAUCAUAGCCAAGUCCUCAAUAACCCCAUCAUUCUUACACGGACUGCUACUUUGAAACACUCGUCAGGUUACAAAUCAUGUAUGGAUUUUACCGAGUGUUUGAGUUGUAUAUUGUUUUGAACAAGUAAUGUACACGUUGAUGUUUGUACUUAGGCUGUGCUACAUAAAAAACAUAGCCUUUCUUGUAAAACUUGGGUACUGUAAUAACAUUCAUUUUCUUGAGGACAUCAUUUCCUGGUUUUCAUUUGUAUUCAAAUGCGAUUGGCUACUUUUUUGUGAUGUCAUAAGGCAUUCAUAGUCCUAUGAUUGCCUCUUGAUGAUACAUGCAAGUUUAAUAAUAGAAUAUAAGCAUUGAUCAAUAUCUACAAAAGAAGUCCCCAACGAAAAUUAUGUUUUUGCAGCACUUUCGAUUAACUCAGGUUCUGUAUAAAACCUGUGCCUUCAUAUUGCAUUCAUUCAUUGUUAGAUACCUCAUUUUUCUUCCAUGUAUAGUCUAGUCACUCAAACAAUAACUAGUUCUGUGUAUUUAUGUACAUCUAAACCAGACUACAAAUUCAUAACACAGAAAGAGAUACAGGUUGUGAAACUUCACAUCAAAGUAAAUGCAACACCUACAAAGUUAUACAUUACUAAAUGUUUUUCAGUAUAAAGGUAAACAAAAUUUGUUGCUCUUUAUUGUAUUUAGUACAAAUAUUUGUUGUUUUUUGUACAUAAAAAUGUUUUAGUAAAAUUUAAACUGCAAUAUUAAAACCUAUAUGUACAAUUGGA